CCAGGGUCCGCCGCCGUCAUUCUAGCAGCAGUAGCGGCGCGAGCGUGAGGGGAGGGGGAAGAGCCAGAGAGCGCGCGAGGCACGAGCCUGCUGUUUAGAGAGCAGUAGCAGCAGCGGCCGUUAAACCGUCGCCUCACGCGCCAGCCGGCCUCGGCCAAUCACCUCCCUCCGUUUCCCUGCCUCGCGCGCUGCCCUCGCUCAGCCUGUCUCUCCUUUCUCGUUUUCUCUUCAGCGUGAGGAAAAGGAAGGGGUAAAAGAAAAAGCCGGCCUCCCCCUUCUCCCCGCAGCCGCCGCCGCCGCGCCCCAAAAGCGAAGAAGAUGGUGGACCGCGAGCAGCUGGUGCAAAAAGCCCGGCUGGCCGAGCAAGCCGAGAGAUACGACGACAUGGCUGCCGCCAUGAAGAACGUGACAGAGCUGAAUGAGCCACUGUCCAAUGAAGAGAGGAACCUGUUGUCAGUGGCCUACAAGAAUGUAGUUGGGGCACGGCGCUCUUCUUGGCGAGUAAUUAGCAGCAUUGAACAGAAGACUUCUGCUGAUGGCAAUGAGAAAAAGAUUGAGAUGGUCCGUGCUUACCGUGAGAAGAUUGAGAAGGAGUUGGAAGCUGUCUGCCAGGAUGUGCUGAGCCUCCUAGACAACUACCUGAUCAAGAACUGCAGUGAGACCCAGUAUGAGAGCAAAGUCUUCUACCUGAAGAUGAAAGGGGACUAUUACCGCUACCUGGCUGAAGUUGCCACAGGGGAGAAAAGGGCAACUGUUGUGGAAUCCUCCGAGAAGGCAUAUAGCGAAGCUCAUGAGAUUAGCAAGGAACACAUGCAGCCAACUCACCCCAUCCGGCUUGGCUUGGCGCUUAACUACUCAGUUUUCUACUAUGAGAUCCAGAAUGCCCCCGAGCAGGCGUGCCACCUGGCCAAGACAGCAUUUGAUGAUGCCAUUGCUGAGCUGGACACCCUCAAUGAGGACUCCUACAAAGACUCAACGCUCAUCAUGCAGCUUCUUCGUGAUAACCUAACACUCUGGACAAGCGACCAGCAAGAUGACGAUGGUGGUGAAGGCAACAACUAGACCCCUCUGAUGGACUGGCAGCUGCACGCCGAUGCUACUACUGCAGUCUUUAUUUUUUUUCCCACAAGUGGGGGGGAGGGGGUCAGGGGUGGGGGAGGGGAAAGGAGGGGUGACCUUCCAGGGAGGCUCCCCCGUAACCUGUCUUUGAUUGCCUCGUUGACACUUUUGCCAAAACACCACUAGUGGAAAGUCAAGCUGGCUGUGCUGGUAGGGAGUGGAAUGGAACGGCAGCCUUACAAUGGCAUAUGGACUGUUCUGUAGACUUCAUUCAAGGGGGAGCUGUCUUUAAAUUAUCUUAAUUGCUAGAAAUACACGAAGUUGAUAAUGACUAACUUGAAUGGAAUGGCCCUUUUUUUUAAAAUCUUUUUUGAUUUGUUUGGAAAGCAAGUUCUGUGGUUCCAGUAAGGGUUCCAUCCAUCUUUUCAGUUGCAAUGCCAUAUUCUGUUAAGUACAUGUGUGUAUCUUCCCACUGCCUGCCUCCAAACCUUGGAGGAACCCCUUUAUAUAUCAUGGCAUUGUUUUAAAAGGACCCUUUCCUCUCCUUGCUCAAAACAUAAGCCUUUGGGCUUUCUUGUCAAGAUGCUUAAAAUAGCUUGCAGUAUUAACACUAAAUUAUGGUUUACAGUAUUUCUACAUGACAGCCAUAUCUAACAUCCAAGCCAUUGAGUGUGAACUUUCCUGUUUCUGGCUUGCUGCCCUCUUCCAGUCUUGUCUGUGUGGAUGAUCUUACCCACCCUAUUUGGUUUCCCGUAUGCCAGAAUCUGCCUGAGAAACACCCAUCUUGUUCCAAUUCUCUGCAUUUUAAUUGGCUAUAUAAAAUAUUAAAGAGUCCACAGCAUGUAUGAUUCAGAAUUUUAAUUAGUGGGUGAGAUAUUAAAAUAUAAUGCCACUUAAUUAAUGCUAAUUCAGGUCUGUGUGUUCAAUAUUUUUGUCUGGUAUUCUCAAGAUCAUCCUGGUUUAUUUAUUGCUUUUUAAAUAAAGGUGUCCUAGCCCCUGCCUCAGGGAUCAUGCUACCAGUUUGCUCAUAAUCUGACUUUCUCCCAUUGUGCCAUGAGGUUUGUCAGCAGAUCUUUGAAGCCCUUAGUCUCCUGUCUUUACCAGAGCUAGAGCUCUGAUCUAUGGUAAAGUCUGCAGUAAGAGUAGAACAUUCUGUUGGAGAAAUCCACAAAGGUGAGAGCUGGUGGAUUUGUGUGCGUGUUUUGUUUUAAACCAAAAUCUUAGGCACUCUGAAACUUGUCUCUAAAAACAGGAUUUGUUCAUCCAUAAGUCUUAGUUGCCUAGAAGAAAAUAAUAUAAAUGAUCAGGUAACAUUUUUGUCCCUUGUUUGAGACCUUUUUUUAAAAAGCAAAAUCAUGAUUGCUGGAAAUCUAUAGCUGCUUUCCUUCUUGAAUUUGAGGAAUUAUAUUUGAUCAUGUCGCUUUUGUUUAUCAAAAGCACCACAGAAGGAAACUGCGCUCAUAACUACCAUUGUACAAACAUUCACUGUCCCUUGUGGAACAGAGCAUCUUGUUUUGCAUGGUGGUCCAGUUGGCUUGGCAAAGUUUGGAUGUGAGGAGCCUGAGCAAGAGGAUUCAUUUUCUUAGUGGUUUACAGCCCUAAAGACAAAGUUUUAAAUGAGUUGAGAUUGCAAAUGCUAGCAAGACCUCCUGAAUGCAUUCAGCACAGAUACAUUUUUAACUCAUUGUACUUUGUUGCAGCAUGACAGUUUGCAUUCAGUGACUUUUUAUUCUGGUCCACCUGAGUAAUGUGCAGCGCCAAUAGCCUGGCUCUUGCAUCCUGUUGGAACUAGGAGGAGGAAGAGAAGCUUGCAACUUAGGCAACUGACUAAAGGGAAAGUCAUGGACUGGAAAGGACGCUUUGGCUCCUCUUUAAUUUGCAGUCAUGUCAUGUGAGCGGUGUAUGUUCCUGGCUUUUAUCAUUUGGAAACGAUUUACUGGAAUUACAAAACCUUCCUUGAUUUCAGCUUUUUAGCUCUGGCUGCUUUAGGAAAACUUUAUGCAGGGGAAAAGAUCGCACAAGAGGGCUACAUAUGGAGUGGGCGGGCGGGAGGGUUGGGGGACUUGUGAGCAGCUUGAAUGGUUUCUUUCAUUUUUUAAAAGAAAUGCACUUGCCUAUGAUAACUGUCUCUCCAGUGAAAUGAAUAACUGCUCCAUUACUCUAUUGAUACAAUAUUGUGCAUGCUGGUGUUGUAUUUCUAUAAAGUAGCUUGAAAUUUAUUAACUUAUACUGUAGAUGUUAUGUAUUCCUAUGACAAUAGUCUUCAACAAUUUUUUAAAAUUUUUUAAUUUAUUUUUUUUCCUUUGGGGGGGGGGGUAAAGUUUGCUCUACCAAAUAGUGAUCGUAACAAAACUGAUCUGUUAUGGAUGUUGCUAUAGUGACAUGCAAUUAUAUAUGAUUUUUUUUUUAAAGGAAAGCAAAAGAAAACACCAGUGUUAGCUUAAUCUUAAUGUCUGGUGUUCGUCAUGGUGAAAUUAUAACUAUUACAGUGUAGGAGAAAAAUGACUCUGUUCUUUGAAUGAGCCUUUGUUUGUGCUUUUCUGUCAUGUUAUGCAGUGAACUCUUUUUAAGGUCUAAUCAGUAAUUAUUUUUCCAACUCCGUGUUUCUGUAAGGAAUUAUUUCAUACACGGACCAUUCUUAGCAGUUUUCCUCAGUGAUGGAAUAUCAUGAAUGUGAGUCAUUAUGUAGCCGUCGUACAUUGAGCAAAUAAACUUACAGAUCUGAUGUCA
Eublepharis macularius is the source of this 3789-nucleotide messenger RNA. RefSeq names its product tyrosine 3-monooxygenase/tryptophan 5-monooxygenase activation protein gamma (gene YWHAG). NCBI's taxonomy places the organism in Eukaryota, Metazoa, Chordata, Lepidosauria, Squamata, Eublepharidae. The coding region runs from base 319 to 1062 and encodes 247 amino acids. The record is from RefSeq and is a predicted model, not a curated record. Gene Ontology annotation, biological process: signal transduction. Gene Ontology annotation, cellular component: cytoplasm. The transcript is spliced from 2 exons. Gene Ontology annotation, molecular function: protein kinase C binding.